UAAUAUUUUGUGAUAAUGAUAAAAUUAGUGCUAGUGUUAUUUUUUGUGAUAGGUGCUUUCGCACAAAACAGUUUUGAAAGUUCAGGUGUUCAACUAGCUUUAAAAAUUUACGAUGAUUGCUCGAAAACCGAAGGAUUAUCAGUGUGUUUAAAGAAGAAAGCUAUCACUUUCAUCGACAGAUUGGGCCGCAUGGACAAACUUUCGCUUAGCGAUGGAAUUGUAGUUCAUAAAACAGCAGAUGCGCCUAAAGAUGCAGCUGCUAUAACAGAAGAGGAACUGGAUAAAACAUUACAAAGAUCUUUAGAUGCGAAAGAUGAUGCUCUUACGGGAAUUAUGUUUGAGAAAAUCAGCAAUUUCAUUGGAUCGAGAUCGAUUGAAGUCGCUUUGCCAAAAAUUGAUGCGUCAGAACUUAUCGAAGAAGGUCGUAAAGGAGACUUUGACUUCGGAGGCGGCGGUGGCAAAAAGGGUGGUAAAAAACACAACAAAGGUGGGAAAAAAGGUAUGAUGGGCAAUUUGAUGAUGAUAAUAGCAGCAAAACUAGCAGCCUUGCUUCCAUUAAAAAUCGCUGCUCUAUUCAUAAUGGCGAAGAAAGCUCUUAUAAUCGCUAAGAUUGCUCUUCUUAUUUCUGGACUCAUCGCUGCCAAAAAACUUUUGGGAGCCAAGAAAGGAGGUGGUAGCAGCGGAGGCUGGCAAUCCGUAAGUGACGGCGGGUGGCAAUCUGGAGGCGGCGGUGGAUGGCAAUCUGGAGGCGGUGGAGGAUGGCAAGCUGGAGGUGGUGGUGGUUGGGACAAGCGAUCGACUAACGAGGCUCAACCAUUAGCUUACAACGCAUACAAACCAAAACAAAUUUAA
Psylliodes chrysocephalus is the source of this 852-nucleotide messenger RNA. NCBI's taxonomy places the organism in Eukaryota, Metazoa, Arthropoda, Insecta, Coleoptera, Chrysomelidae. The record is from the annotation of a GenBank genome assembly.